Molecule: messenger RNA, 1591 nt
Organism: Paramuricea clavata
Lineage: Eukaryota; Metazoa; Cnidaria; Anthozoa; Malacalcyonacea; Plexauridae
Source: the annotation of a GenBank genome assembly
AUGGAUGACGUAGACAAGCGUCCUACCGCUGACACGGUGUGUCGCAAGCUUGGAGAGUUUAUGAGACUGGGGAUAUGGCUGGAUCGCUACAAGCUUGAUGACAUGUUUAAGAUGUGGUUGGCUGAACACUGUAGAAGCAGGAGUUUAUCUAGAAGUCGUGGGUAUGUAUAUUAAAGGGCUGAUGUUGUUAAUGUGUUGUCCCUUUCUGCUUAGUUAAACCUGCUAUUGUAGGUCGUGGGUAGGGUAUUUACUUGGUUGGGUAACUUCACUGUACACGCGUAAAAACGCACAAAUUGUAACAAACCUGCAGCAGACUUGUAGCAAUGCUGUUCGAACAGCUUGUCAACAGGAUGUGUUCGCACUGCUUGUUCCCAGCUUGUUGACAAGGUUGCUGAGCUCAACGUACUUGUUACAAGUUGUUCCAACAACUGGUUAUCGUCCUGCAAUUCAACAAUUUGUCAACAAGUUGGGAGUGACAACCUUGUAGCAACUUGAUAAAAUAACAACAUUGUUACAACUUGUUACCAAGCUUGCUACAAACCUGUUGCGAACACAUCUUGUUGACAAGUUGUGAGAUUUUUACUUGUGUAAGUAGAGUUGUUAGUUGUUUCCCUCUUGUGCUUCGAGGGUUUUGUUUUCCUGCCUCAGUAGAAACUAAACCUGAGUUGUCUAGCACAGUGGAAUGAAGCCACCACAUUAAAGAAAUAUUAAUAUUCUAGGUCAUCGAUAUCUUCACGGAGUGAACUUGUCAGCAUAGCUCUUGGGGAAAAGUAUUCGUCCUUGGUCAAGGACAGUCGCUCGAGUGUUACUCGCGAGAUGUUUAGAGGUAAGCAUGUGACGUGUUUUUUAUUUCUGUGACUGAGCUUUGAUUCCUGCAAUAUGCAGUUGUCUCAUUAUAAUUUCACCUCAGUCACAUGUGAGAAGAGUGCUUCCAGUUUGACUCUAUCAAACAGUAUGGGUUGCUCGCCAUAUCAUAAGCCGACAUGGAAACUAUAUGGAACUAAUUAACAUUAUCUUUAAUUUCAGAACGUGCCAACAGACGUCGUUCAGUUGUUGCAGGUUGGUGGCUAGUGCUGUCGGAAGUAAAUUGUUGAAUAUUGAAGGGGAUAUGGCUCUACCAAGAGUGCUUGCGGAAAACUUCGCAAACCUUAAUUCAGACAUUCUCAUUUGUAGUAACACUGGAUCAAUAAGAGAUGAUUCUGACUGGACCUCUAGGAAGAACUGAUAGAACUAUCCAGUUAAGAACAGUUUAGAACUGAUACAGCUACCCAGUAUAAAUGGCGUUGUCUAGUUUAGAUAUUUGUAUUUAAUUUCAGAAUUUGGAAAACCUCAAUUCCGUCGUCGUUCGGCCGUUGUCACGACGUUGGUGGAAGAAGCUCUCACGACUCUGGCUCACGUGGGAAGACCGGCCACGGAUGUACAUGAAGCAGAUAUUUAUAAAUUCGGCUUCAAACUCGCUCGAGAAAUCGCGGAAUUGCGAGGCGUAUGCGCGCUAGCUAUGCAAAAACGGCGCAAGGUGUGGGCCAAGGUCGCGAUGGCCACGCGGGACCUCGAGGAGGAUAUGUAUGACAGCCUCGCGGGAUACGAGGAG